Molecule: messenger RNA, 15765 nt
Organism: Macrobrachium nipponense
Lineage: Eukaryota; Metazoa; Arthropoda; Malacostraca; Decapoda; Palaemonidae
Biological process (GO): regulation of transcription by RNA polymerase II
Cellular component (GO): nucleus
Molecular function (GO): DNA-binding transcription activator activity, RNA polymerase II-specific; RNA polymerase II cis-regulatory region sequence-specific DNA binding
Source: RefSeq, a predicted model, not a curated record
CAGUUUUUCUCAAACUUAGGAUGACUCUCCGCAGCCUGACGAAAAACGAAAUUUCACCAAGUGUGUCCAACGCUCCAGGUUUUCUGCCAAUCUAAAAAUGGCUGCUUAGUGGGUUUGUUCGUUCUCCGAAGUGACCAGCUAUCCAUUAUUUGGUUAUUAUGUCAUUAUCACGUCCUUUUCGCAAUUUAGCAAGGACACAUCAUGAAGUGCAAGGUGAAUGAAUCUCCAAGUAGUGGCUUAGGGAGACCUCGAACCAGCUUAAUUUCAGCUGUUCAUGCUUCUUCAAGGAAUAAAAUUAACAACAAUGAUGUCAGUGCAGUCCGAAGGUCAUCUAGGCGGGCUACGAUUGAGCGCCGCAUUUGGGCAGUGCCGAAGAAGGGGAAUAAAUUCAGUGGUACUACUACAACUCAAAGUGCCAAAAAGAAGGAAAAUAUUCAGAGUAAGAGAGACAGAAAACACUGUAGCAAUGAUAAGAUAGAGGUGAAAAGUAAUAAUAAAAAUAAAGGCUCCAGUGGAACUAAACGUGGUGUCAGCCCCUCAGGGGAAUCAGAACAACCAAGAAAAAAAGCAAAGAAAAAAUUGCCAGGGGAAGUUGUAAAGCCUGCCAGUAAAACUGAAUCUUCUGAGGCAAUAGACAAGACACACACGGAAGAGCAGAGUGAUAAACAUUUCCAUAAUCUUGACGAAACCGUUUCAAACGAAGGCAGUUCCUCAAUUGAGUCUAGUUGUACAAAAGUCACUUUAGAAUGUGAAACCAUGGAAAAUGCCAGUCAAGAAACAUUUCCUGAUGGGGAUGAAAGGACGAGAGGAUUGGAUGGUCUAGAUGAUGAAAAGGUUGACUUAGCUGAUGCUUCUGAAGGAAUAAAUACUGACAGUAAAUGUGAUAUAGGAAAGGAGGAAACAUUGUGUAUAGACGAUAUUUGUUUACAUAAGGCUGUCAUUGUGGAAGUAGUGUCAGAUUAUGGUAGAUCUGAUGUCAAGGAAACCUAUUCUACAGAUUUAGGCCGUGAAGGAUGAAUUUCUGAAAAGGUGGUAAGUCAUAAGGUACUUGAAGUGGAUGGUGACAUAGGUAAAGAUAGACAUAAAAUUGAUAAAAGUAAUAGUAGUAGUCUUGAUUCCUCAUCACCAAAGGAUUUUUGGCUUGAUAGUAAAAGAGAUUCUGUUGGAUCUUUGUUAUCUGAUAUGGAUAAGUACCCAAUUCGACCAGAAAAGUCUAGGAAAUGUUUGAAUGUGGAACCUAAAUGGACAAGUGUCAUCAGCAGUGGAAUCAAAGGUGAAGGUGAAAAUUUUAAAGUGUCUCUAACCACAGGUGUGAAAGCUGCUUCCAUUCUUGAUAGUUGUUCUGUAAAGUCUAUGCACAAGCCAUCAUUUGAUGAAGGUUCAGAUAAUAGCUCCAUUGAAGGGCCUUCAGGCCUUUGCGAAAUGCGUAAAAAAGUUGACGCUGAUAAAGAUACUAGGAGUGGAAGUUCCCUUUGUGUCUUCUCAGAACCUAAGCCUCAUGUAAAGAACAGUCCAGUCACGAAAAGCAAAGACAGCUUUUCAAAAGCAAAUAGGAAGGAUAUAAUUUUGAAUGGUGAUGCUUUAAAGACUGAAAAUAAAGUAAAAUGUGACACUUUAAAGGUUGAAAGUAAAGUAAAAUGUGACACUUUAAAGGUUGAAAGUAAAGUAAAAUGUGACCUACAGUCCAUAGAAUUGGGAGUUUUGACAGACAGUGAUACAGUACAAAAUGGGUUUAGCAAAAAACCUGUUUUAUCAGAGAAACAGAAUGUAAAACUCACAGGUGAUAAACUGGGACAUUCUUAUAGUAUUUUAGUGGAUGUAGGUGAUACUAAAGUUGCAGAAAAACAGCCUUUGAAUUUACAACAAAUUAACAGUGGCUUUGAUCCUGGAGGUGUACAUAGAACAGAAUUGCACUUGAAAGACACUAAGCAGGUGCUCAGUGACACUGAAAUCAGUGCAGGUUCCCCUGCACAUGUAAAUUGUAAGAAUUCUGAUAAGAAAACAGUCAAAGAUAGUGUAACCAUUUUAACAAAACCUGUUGGUAAAACCUGCAAAACAUUGGAAGUGAGAGAGGGUGAAUUCAGAGAAGAGUACAAUGACAAAAUCAUUGGAACCGGAAAGUCUAGUGGAAUUUGUGGCAGUGAUAGUGUGCAUGAAGGUGAAAAUGCAUGCAUUCCAGAAUUGGACUCUAGUUGUAAAACAGGUGAUAGUUUAAAGGUUUGCAGUCAAACCAAGAGUUGUCUUGUCCCACUGGAGUUAGAUGUAUCUGAUAUGGAAGUUGGUGAGGAAGGCCACGUAUCACUGAGUGUAGCUCUUGCUCAGUUAGUUAACGCAGGCUCACCCGGUGAAGCUGAUGGUGCUGAAACUCUUACUAUUCACUCUGCUGCUGCUCUAACGCAAGUCAGUGAAGAAAGAAAGGAAGUGGUCUCUGAAGAAAGGAAGGAAACACUUGCUGAAGAAAGAAAGGAAAUGGUAACUGAAGAGAGACGGGAAGUGCUGACAGAAGAAAAAAAGGAGGUUGUUGAAGAAAUAGAGAGCGAUACUGAAGAUCAAGGGAAAAGGGAGCUUGUUAAUGAAGAGGAAAUUGAAGAGGAUGAAGGCAAACUUUUCAUUAAAGAGGAUGAAGAAGAGGAAAUUGUUAAACUGGAGGAUGACCCAGAAGCAGAGACUGAAUGCCAGAAAGAAGAGAGAGAAGCUGUAGAGCGUGUGAACCAGCUAGCCCGGGAUGCAGUAGAUCCUGAGGAAGGAGACCUUGUGGGAAGUGAGGAAACUCCUCAUGAUUCUUCUGUAGAGAAAACCACAAAGGUUGAAGGGGAAGUGCAGCCACUAAAUUUACAAAAACCAAAGAAACAGAUUCCACCACUUAUCAAGAUUAGUACUCGACCUCCAACCAUCAAAACCCCUCUCAAGUGUCCCGAGUGCCCAAUGCAGUUUUGUACUGUGCGGUCCCUCUUUUGGCAUUUUGGGCUCCAUGGAGCAAGAUCACAAGAUAUGUCCCUGCCUCCCAUUUUGCUGCAAGAUCUUCUGGUGCCGUGGGACAAAGCUUCAACGUCACGCUUUCUGUCACAAGCACAGGAGCUGCUUGAUAAAGCGGAAAAGUCACUGCAGGGUCAAGAAAUAGACAAAGUAAGUGAUGCAGAGAAAGUUCUGGCUGGGAUGGGCACUCAUGAUAUUGUGCCUCCCUUAAUAUUUACUUCAGCAGCCUCAGUGUCCCAUAUUACAUCAACAGCAUCUGUAUCUCAGUCGUCAUCAUCAUCAUCAUGUGAUAUGAAUACAAGCAUUGAUAGGUUUGUCGAAAAGGAUCGGACCCCUCCAUUACUGUCUUCACGACAUGAUGACAAUUCAGGAAGUAAUGUAGAUGUUAUUUUAAAGAUUCCUAUACCAAGGCUUAAACGUAAACUUCAAGCCUUGCCACCUGUGAAAAUGGACAACAAAUUUGUUAAUAUUCUUCCAAAAUUGCCGAAUAAAAAACUCCCCAUAAGUCGUUCUGUACAAGCCAAUCAUCAGUCUAGUUUGCUUGGGCAAAGUAGUUCACCUCCACCUCAGGUUACCAUGCAACCAAGUUCUUCUCUGGAUAUGGUGACUGUAACUCCACAACCACCUAUAAUCCCCAAGAUAACAGUGAUACCGAAUUCCAAUUCUCAGGUCCACAUACAGCCUUUGUCAUCAUCAGGAAGUUUGAUGCCAUCACAGUCAGUCAACAAAUCACAGCCAGUUGUUUCCAGCCAGUCUCUUUUAUCAUCACAAUCUUUGAUGUCAAGUAACCAUUUGGCAUCAUCCUCACAGUUAGGGUUGUCUCUUCCAGGUACAACUAAUAAUAAGAACUCUUCAACAGCUACUCAUAUCACACUGAUACCAAUGGAUAACAUCCCUGCUGUUAGUCACAGUCACCAGGGAUCCAAAUCUAAUUCCACUUCAGUGCGAAUGAUUGCACCAUCGCAGGUUUCUCCACCAAAAGUAUCUAAUCCUCUUGAUGGAGUUGUAGAAAAAGAUGGGUUAGUAAUGAUCAAUUCCAAUCUUGCUCUGAGAAUAGUUUCCUCUCUACCCACCACACUCGACACAACAACCACUACAACGAAUACAACCACUAUUCAUCCCAUUACCAAUCCUUCUCUAAAUAACUUGACAAUAUUACCCCAAGUUGAUGGAGGAAAGAGCCAUACUUCUCUUAGGGAAACUGUCAAGAGCCCUGACAUUUUAACUAUAGUACCUCAGGUAGAUUUGAGCAAAAGAUUGUCUCUACUUAAAAAUACAUCAUCUGUAUCCAGUACGCCUACUACAAGUUGCACAACUACUACCACAACUGCAGGUUCCCAGGUGGUUAAAUUGUACUUACUACAGUCAAAAGAGUCUACUCUGAACGUUCCCAAACUAAAGAUACCUGAUGCUUUUAAAAACCUUAAUGGUGUGGAAUUUAAACCGCUUAGCAUAGUAAACAGUAAAGAAAAGGAAAUCAUGGAUGAAGAAGAUACAAAAGAUGAAUGUUCAUCCAGUGACGAAGGUAAUGAAAGGAGUAUGGUAAUUGCAGAUAUCAAGGAAGAGGUUGAAGAGGAUUUAAUGGACCCUCUUAGUUUGUGUGCUGUGACCAUGGAAGAUGAACACUUAGAGUUGUCAAAUCAUGCCAGUUCUCUUAGUCAGUCAAGUGUUUCCAUAUCCACUGUGGACAGUGACAAGGCACAAACUGAUAAGACAGAAUUAAAGCGUCGGGGAAAGACAGUUAAGUUGGACAUUGUAAAGUAUGAGGCACGAAAAUAUGUUUGUUGCUUUUGCAAUCGUAGGUUUGGCUGGUCUACAGAUCUUAAGCGUCAUGUGAUUCUUCACACAGGCGAAAGACCUUUCCAGUGUAAAGUUUGUCCUACUGCUUUCACAAGAAAAUUUCUUUUGCAGAAUCACAUGAAGCGAAUGCAUCCUGACAAAUGUAAAAUGUCAGAUCUUUGGCCAUAGUGAGUCUUGGCCUCCUUAAACUUUUCAUAGGUAAACCUGUGAGAAUUAAAAAUGCAGUUGUUUAACUAUUGAAACUGUGUUGGUUGGUGCUAUCAAAAGGCAUUAUGUCGUUAUAAGUUGCAGACCUAUUAGUGAAAAUAAUUAUACCUAGUCACCAGUGUUUAGAAUAUCAGUUUUAUUUUUUAUGUUGUCCUUUGAAAUCUGUAUUCUAUCUUCCAGGUAAAUAUUUUAACCACCAAUUGUACAUAAAGUCAUGAUUAAUGCCAUUCACAUCAUCAGUAGUCAAUAUUUGCAUGCAGUAUCAUUAUUAACUAUGUGAUUUAUUCAGAAAAUCAAUGUAAACUGAUUAUCAAAGGUCAUCAGGUAUUUAGGAAGAAUUUAUUGCUAAACUUAAUCUAAUUUGCUGUCACACUUGUCAUUUGUUUUCUGAUUUUAGCUGUGCUCCCCUCCUUAAUGUAGUUUGAGAGCUUGGUGAAUCCCCUUGAUUUGUUAAUUUCCCAACAUGUCCGUAAGAGUAUGUGAGUAAAUGAAGUAUUAAAAGGAAUUCUGAAGAGUUACAUCGAUUUGAAAUAUUUUCUAGAUAAAGAAAAGAAACCAAUUUUUUAGUCAAGUGUUAAGUUUAUUCCCUUUUAUUCCAUCUUUUUGUAUACACCAUUUGUGCUUGAUCAUCUUAAAACAUUAGUUAUCCAGACUUUAACUUUUGUGAUAUGUAUAACUUUGUGUAUGUUUGUAUGUGUUUACAUGCUUGCAGUGUUAAUGCACUGUUAUGGGCACUCUUUAAAGGAUUAUAAAGUGAUCUUGAUUCUUCAGUUUUUCUACAGGUGAACUGGCCUAGCUGUUUAUGAGUUAAAAGUAUGUACAGAAGAGCAUUCUGUAUUCGCUCAUUAUCCAGAAAUCGAUGUCUCCUCAUGCCAUUCCAUUCUCUGAUAAUUCUUCAGUUGUCAAUCCUUUGGCAAGAGUACCGGAAGCUUUUUCUUUUUUUGUGUAUGUUCACAUGUUUGAUUUCACAGUUACUUCAUUUGGUUAUUGGUUGAUACAAGUAGGUUGAGACAUGUUUAUUCUUAGUUUAUGACUUAAUGUACGUAGGACUAGUUGAAAGGUUAGGUAUUAAAUUGUUUCAAAAUUCAAGGAAUCAUACAGUUUUUCCCAUUCUUAUGCACAUGAGAGACAAAACAAUUUUAUAUUAUUGUAUUGAUAAAUGUUUGGCUACACAUUUUUGUAUCGGGAUAGUGACGUGCAGAUGUUUUUCCAUGAAAAGAAAUAACCCUUCCCUCUAGGUGGCAUUAGUAACUGACAUACCUCAAAACUUAAUUGUUGAGGGCAUUUGUUUUUAUAGUGAUUAUCAACUAGGGAAGCCACACAGAGCCGCAGUCAGUCUUCAGAGGAAAAUUUGGUUUAUUGGAGUAAUUCAAAUUAUUUUUAUUUUAUUAAUAAUAUUUUGUCAUUUUUAUGUUAUAGUAGUUUGAAUACGAGCAGUUGGCAAAUCAGAUACCCAUUGGUAAAAAAUAAGAUUUGGCAUUUUUCACAGAAAAUUAACAUCAGUUUUUAUGAUAACAGUUUAUGUUAAUCUGAGCGAAUAUUUAUUUAGUAAUGUAAACUAAUGAAAACUCGAGUUCAUAAUGUCAGUGAUGUGUUUAAACAUUGAAGAUGGUUAAGAUUCACUGUCACUGAAGUGUAUGCAUUGAUAUCUGGAGUGAAAGUGUAACAUAUAGUAUUUUAACAAACAUUUUUGUAAUACUUGGUAGACUACCUGAAAUUCAGUUGUUAAAGAAUUCAAGCAUAGAAAAUUAUAUCAUUUUCACUUGGGGAACGGCACAUAAAGCUAUUUGGGUUGUGUAGUAGCGCACAGGAGUUACGUUGUUGAACCAUUUGAUAUCUGCAGGUGAGGAAGGUUCUUCCAGAACAUGUCUUAUGGUAGAAUGUGUUUUGGCUUGCUGCUUAUGAGCUUGGAGAUAUUUAUGAAAUUUUGUCUACAAAUUUAUUACUCAUGUAUUUGGAUAAUGUCUCAAGACAUGUCCAGUCAUAUUUUAGGCCUUGGCUAGUUGGUAAGGCCAUAUAUGUACACAUUUUUCUACUUUUAAGUGUUGUAUAUUCUUGAAUUUUUUGUUGCCGGUUAUGACUACCUGGUAACAUUAGAGACUUGGAUCUCAAGCCAAUGAGCAGUAAAUCAGAACCUUAUUGCCAGUCAACUGUUGUGGAGAAGCUUUCUUCAGUAGCUUGAUACUCCCACAUAAAUGGCUAUUUUGGCUAAUGUAAAUAAAGGGUUUGUUGUGAAACAAUUGUAAUUUUGAAACAAAUUAUUUUUUCAUCGUAAACCAUUCAUUAACACCCUGCCUCCCAACCCUGCUGAAUCCUCACAGCAGUAACUUUGAUAAUGCAAACACAGGUUCUUUCCCACUUAGAACCCUAGGAUCUUUGAAAUUGCACAUGCAGUGUUUCCAUCUUUUGAAUGCUGAUACAUAAUGUGUUUAGGAUUUUGGAAGGCCAGAAAUGUUUGAUAAUACAAAUGAUGGAUGUGUAUUGAUAAAAUUAGUUUUGUUUUUAAUCUAUUUCUUAGAAAUUUAUUGUAGUGGAGGAAGUUUAAAUUUUUUAAGUCAAUGUGAUGACAUUUUACCAAAUCUCAACAGAUAGCAUAAAAAAAAUUAUGAUUAAAAUUGCUAUUUUAACUAAGAUACUGUACAGGCGGUCCCCAGUUUAUGGCAGUUCCAUUCCGACGGUUUGGUAAACGAAAAUCAGCUAUUUAUGCCGUUGAUAACUACAUUUUGACACUGAUAACGGGUUAAUGGCACCUCUGUUAGGCAUGUAUCGGCACCAUCACUCUUUGGUGCUGAAAAUCUGACUUUUUGGCACUAGAUAAGCACUAUUAAAUCAAAUUGCCGAUAACCAAGUCUCCCAAUAUCUGGGGAGUGGCUGUAAUGGGAGUAAAAGUAUGAAAGACAUUCCAUUGGUUAUCUUUGUAUCUAAAGUUGGGUUUGUAAAUUAUAAAUAAGAGAAAUUGGAAGCCUUGAUCACAAGGGUAUGAUACAUACUACUACUUAAUGCUUUAGAAUUUUGGGUAACAGUCCUAAUUGGUACUAGAACUUGAAACAAUUCUAAAAUACACCUGAAUUCAAGCGACUUCUCAGUAAAUACAUAUGUUUGACACUUAAGUCCCUAUAUCUGCUUUUUCAGUUUUGAACUAUCAGAAAGUAUUGGAAGAAUGGCCCCUAUGAAGUACAGUAUUUACAUUAACAAAGCAUUAACUAGCACUCCUAGUAAUAUCCAACUUUAACAUCAUUGUCAUUGUUUACCUCAGAUUUUGCCCCCGUAAGGUUAGACACGAAUGAGUUCACUCCACCAUCUUCCUCUCUUCCUACCUGGAAAUCCAUCUUAAGGUUAAGUUUUCAUCCUUGCCAUUUCUGUGCUAUUUUCUGGGUAUUGAUACCUUUUUUUACCUCUGCUUCAUCCAUAUCUCUUUCUUUUUUCUUUUACCCUCAUACUUGUCCAUUGGGUUUCCAAGUGGUCAUCUUUUUAUUUAUUUCUACAGAGUUUAUUGGCAGUAAGUAAAAUUUAAAGUUCUACAAGCUUUAUUUAUAUAUUUUUAAAUAUAAUUGGUUUUGGACAUUCAAGUUUGCAUAAUGGUAAAGAAUGUUAUGAUGUAUCCAUUAAGAAAUCCUCAUACUAAAGUCUUCAAAUGGAGGAACAAGUCCACAGUUAUGUAAAUGUAUAUAUAUUUAAAUUUAAAACUGCAAGGAUAGCUUUUGGGAAUCUGUUUGGUUCCCCUUAUUGAUUGAUAAGGGGAACCGAACAGAUUCCCGUAAGCUAUCCUUGCAGUUUUAGAUUUAAAUGUAUGUACAUUUACAUAACUGGAUUUAUUUCUCCAAUGUAUCCAUUAUUAUUCAGUUCAUGAACAUUGCAAUUAUAACAAUAUUUUGUCUGGUAACAUACAGCUUUUCUGGAAAUAUCACUUUUAGUAUCUUCAGAAUAUCUGAAUAAACUGUCCAGUUGGGCAACAGUUUACUUAUUUUCUUAAAACAAAAAUACACCAAAAAUCUAGCAAUGCAGCACAGGGGUUGUUUCUUUGGUACUUGAAAAUUUAAGUAACAGCUCCAGCAUGGCAGGAGUUUGUAACCUUGCUUUAAUGAAAGAUAUUGUAUAGAAACUAAUAUAGGUGAGUUUUAUUCUUAGCUGUCAUGCAAACUGUGUGCAAUAUCUAACAUAUUAAUGGGUCAAUCUUACAUUCUUUGCUGUUUAGCUAAUCUAAAAUUGCUGUUUAACACUAUGGAGGUAGUGUGCAAUAGUUUGUGCAAUAUGACUCAAAAUGGUUAUUUUGAAACUGGCUUUCCUCCUAAAAUUGUUUUAUUGUCUUGUAUUGUAGAACACAAUAAUAGAAAUAUUAUUUAUCGUUGCUUUGCAACAGGAUUUACUAGUAGGUAUCAGCAGUAGUAUAAUAUCCAAAUAAAGUAGCAAGUUUUAACAUUUACAUUAUAGUGUAUCUUGAAAUACUCCUAAACAUAACAUACCCUUUAUGUCAGCCCAGUCAAUCAUGAUAAAAGGCAAUAGGAUAUAGAAAUGUUAAAUAUCCAGGUCCAAAACCUUUUAAACUUCCAUUAAAUAGUUGUAACUGAAAAAAAUAGUUGUAACUCAAAUUUUGUACUUAAAUUUUCAUUAUUUAUGUUUAUUUCCCAAGUUGAUGUUUGAAAUAGAUGUUUAUAGUGGCACCUCAACUUAGCGGUCGGCUGGGGAUCUGGCCCUUCUACGAAAUAACGAAAUCAAUAAAGUAAUCAAAACGGCCAUACACAUGUAGGAUACCCCAGCGCUAACUCACAUAGCGUGUAGUGUAGUGCAUUUCCAUGUAAGGUUCUUAAUAGACUAAUUAAUCAGUAUUUUGUAAUUCUUUUUUAGAUUAAAAUAUUAAAAUAUUGAUGUACUUUUCCAAAUUCAGAGAUAAAUUUGCAGAAUGAAUUCUUAUUAAAAUACUUAUGAUUACAAGAUAUGUAAAGCUAUAUAAAAUCCUUCACUGUAAUUGGAAAAAUGUUGCUUUUUAAUAAAUAUACAUAACCCCAAAUCCUUUAUGAAAAAUAUACGGAGAGAGAGAGGAGGGGGGGCGGGAGCAGACACAUUGUAAACCAGUAUGAAGUUUAUCCUAACAUCAUGCAUAUACCUUUAACACAUGCAAACUGUAAAAUGUUUGACACACAUUAUUGUACUGUGGAUCCCCCGUAUUCGUAUGGGAUGUGUACUAGACCCUGCCGCGAAUAGCUAGAAUCAACGUAUAAUUGGAACCCCUAUAAAAACACUUAAAACUGUCUAUUUUGUUAGUUAAAACUCAAGAAAAGCUCACUAAAAAUGCUUAUGUCUGGUUUUUAAUAGUUUUAUUACAAAAAAUGCUUUUGAUGAUGAAAUUGAUUAGGUAAUACAGUAAUGUGGAUGAUAUGUCCUGCGAAUGACACCCGUAGAGCAAUCCGCGAAUACACGAGUCUGCGAAUACUUGGGUUUCACUGUAUUAUGUUAGUAUACACAUAUUACUGUACUGCAUUGAAUAAUGUCAAUAAAAAUAAUCUGUGAGAAAGAGAGAGAGAGAAAGGGUGGGCCCACGGUAAAGGGUUUAUUGGUUCCUAGUGUUAAGCAUCACAAGCACAGCCUUGGAAGCACUGGUCAGUGUGUAUGUGUGUGUUUGCUCGUUCACCAUCCACCCCCACGGGCACAAACAGGAAAGCCUUAGUCACAUGCAUGCUUCAUUCAUUCACUGUUGAUAUCUCAAAGAGUACAUAGUGGUUUAUCCACUAGAGAAGAGACCGUUACAUAUUGGAUUUCUCCAGUAUGUUGUAUAAAUUAAUUUUAUAUCUAUUGGACGAGGACUAGUUAGUUAAGGAAUGAAAUUGCUAAGUUGACGUGCUACUAAUUCUUGCCUUCAAUUUAGAGUUUGGUUUUAUGACAAUCUGAGGAAUCUCUCUUAAGUUAUUAAAUGAUUAUGUAAUCUUUAACAAAUAUAUAUGUUCAGUGCAAACCCACAAUACCUUUUAAUGUUGAAACAAAUGUACCAUAGAAAAUUAAUGCAUUUUUUAUAAAAACUUUUUUAUUCAGAUUUAUUUGUGAAAUAUACUACCUAAUAGUAUUUUGGGGACAAAUUAUAAAUGCACGUUUAUAUUGGUAAAAAAAUGUUUUUAAACAUACAGAAUGCAAAUCCAUUCUCAAACGAAAGUGCCAAUGUAUUGAAUGAAAGGUGAGUGUAGCCAAAGUUUGGUAUCUAAUAUUUGCUUAUAUUUCAUUCUUUAGAACCACCAGGUUUUGUGUAGUAUUUUAGUAUUUUGAAAUAAUGAUCAACAAAUUUGACUUCUACCCAUAAGAUUGGCUUAGAUGCCUGAUUCACAAGACAAAUUUGCGGUUCUAGAAAAAUAACUUGUGAUUUAAAUAAUUUCAAUAACGGAGAUGUUUAUGUAGCUUCAUAACUUGGAAAGCAAAUUUGGUUUGAAGUUUUGUUUUAACUUCUUCCAUUAGUGAAAAAUGUGAAGAAUAAUUGUUGAUGGAAGACCUAGGAUAAAUUAUUUUAGAUAUUGCAAUAAAGUAUUAAUGAUUUUAAACGUACAUUAUGAGAGAGACAGGAAAUUCGGAUUACAAAUUUAUCAUUUUUUUAGGGAAAACUGUAAUGAUUAUGGCAAGAUGUGACAGCACAUUAGUUCUUUUAAUUUUAGUCAUUUUACAUGUUUACAGCCAAUUAUAUGCUGUUGUUAUUAAUUAAUACCUGUACAGAAUGUGGUUCAUAUUUUUUUUUAACUAUGGUGUACUGGUAAAUUUUCUCAAUGGUAGGAUGGAUUUAGAUUUUGUUUAGUUUUCAUACGUAUACAUUAAUUAUUAAUUAUCUCUGGGAAAAGCUUGAUAAUGCAUUCAGUAGAGAUUUUAGAUAUUUACAUGAAAUUAGCCUGAAUUUUUUUGGGAAAGUAAGAUUGUAAUAAUGAAGCUUUUUUCAAAGUAGAAAAAUUAUGGUAAUUUAUGUAUUGUUAAGGAAUGAAAUGACCUUGCUGAACCUGUGAUAUUGAAAUGCAAAAUCUCUUAAGCAUGCCAGAGCAUGGACAAAAUAUAAAAGCUUUUGGACACAUUUGUGGCAAAACGUUAUUUUAAAUGACUAGCACUUAUUUUAUUUUAAUUAUUUGAACAUAUGAUACUGUAUUGUACUGGAAAUCAAAAGUUGCAAGAUGUAUUUAUCUUGUGACACCUAUUGUGAGGGAGUAUUUAUUUCAGAAGAGAUUUAAUUAAUUUUCCUAUUUUCUUGUAAUAUCAUUGGCCUAUGGUUGCACUUCAUCCUUGAUUUGCAGUAGGAUUUAUUUCGUCAGUGGUUUACAUAGUGCGUAAUGUUAUUGAAAUGCUUUGAUUACAGUCAUAUCAUUUUGUUAUAGAGGGUUUUCUCCACUCAGAAGGGAAUUUGUAUUAAAUUCUGUUGACAUAUUUACUGGAAGACAAAUCUUUUAUGCAUUAUAAUUAUUUCAGUAACACAUUUCAGAUUUAUUUAGAUAUCUUGUACAUAAAAUACCAUAAGUUUAUUUUGGUGCAUUUUCACUUUCUUUACUGUUCUAGCCAAAGAAAUGAUUGCCAUCAUAUUUGAUGCCCUGGAAUUUACCAGAUGUCAGGAAGAGUUCUUGAACCUGUUCAAGUACAAUACAGAAAUUAGUAUAGGUAAAGGAUUCUUUAUUCCAUAACAGAUUGUCAAGUGAGUCUUGUGUCUGUGUACCUACCAGGAAUACAGUACUUGUACUGAAUUGUAACCCAGAAGAAAGGGAAUAUACAACAUCUGUGUAUAACCAGUGGCAUAGCAAAAAAUAUAGCAAAUUUGAAUUUACAUAUUCAUGUACAUUAGUUUUUUACAUUUGACUUGGGAUUGUUGUUGCAACUGUCCUUUGUCUUGUGUAGGAUUUAGUUUUUUGUAUAUACAGAACAUAAGUCCGCUUUCAAAGAAAAGUGCCCGUUAUUAGAGUAAAAGACUAGUGUGGUCAAAGAAUACUGUGUUUAGUAUAUAAUGUUUGCUUUUAGUUAUUUUAUAGAACCACCAAGUUUUGUGUAGUUUUUUAUUAUUGAUGAACUCUGAUACCUGUCAAAUUUUGUGAUCUAUAUUUUGGUACGUGUUCUCACAUAUCUUGUACAGGAACACUAUGUAAAAUGUACAGUGCCAUGAAAUGAUGUUAGUCUGUAAUUUAAAGUUCCUGUUUCCAAGUCGAUAUUUAAAAGGGAAUUUUUUGUACAUAUGUAUAGAUACUAGAAGUGCUAGAAUCUUUUCAUUUAUAUUGUGUGGAAGAAUUUUUCUCAUGAUUUAGUUAAAUUAUAACCCAAUGUGUUGUAAGCUUCCUUUAGUUUUUAUCUAUUCCUUUAGUUGUCAUCUAGCUGUAUACAGCCUUUCCUACCUGUUUCUAUUUAUAGCACUAUAUAUAUAUAUCAUGUCAGAAUUGCAUGGGUAGCACACACCAUUUUUAUAAUUACAGUAUACACAACUACAGUCAAGAAUUGAAGUAUGCACGCCUUAGUUAGAUCAAGUUUGCGUCACUCUGAACGUCCUACCCACAUCAGAGGUUAAAGACUGAAGCGUCACAAGGUCUAAUGUGUGCGGUCUCUGACCCGCUAUCACCUCGUACCCGCAGGUGUCACCAGAUCUCACAGAUUCCUUGCUUUACAAUCUUUGAUUGUUUUAACCAGUUACCAACUGGCACUUCAAAAGUAAUCCUAUUGCUAAGACCUCAGGUUUGUUAGCUAUGAAAAAUACAAAUUGAUUUAAAAUUUGUCAUACUUUAGUCCCAUUUUCAGCAGAUGAAUUUUCAUGUGGGAUUUACAUGGAAUGUGCAGUUUUGUUGAUUUCAUAACUUAUACCAUCCAUAUAGUACUGAGCUUGAGUGUUUUCUCAGCAUAUCUGUAUGGCCUUUUAGAUACAUACGUUUAUUGCUCUGCCACCCCCACUAAUAUAAAUGUUUUCAACCAAGAGAGUAUCCCAAGCAUGUGUAUAUAUAUAUAUAACAGGACAGGCAAGGUAUGAGUAAUACUCUAGUUUGAGCAGUGGUCAUGUAAUUACAUCUUGAUUGGAGUAUUUAGGCAUUAAAGUUCAAAUUGAGGGCUUGUUGCUUUUUUGUAGUUCAUAUGGGCCCAACUGCUUACAGGUUAAAUUUUGUCAAGUUUCUCCUUCUCCCUUUAUAAGGGCAUUUAUCUCAUCAUAUUAGGCUCUGUGGUGAAAAAGACAAUAUUCAAUAAAUUUGCUGCAGUAUCCAUUAUUUGAGUGUAUCCCGAAUAAUUCAGAUUGCUACACUGCUGUUGUAAGAAUUCAUGCAGUUAGCUGGAGAGUCCAAACUAAACCCCAAAAAUGGUUUGUAUUAUCUAGAUAUGAAAUUGAAUAAAUUCAUAGUAGAUUGAAUAAUAUUGUGAUUAAAAGUGCACUUUUGAUUUUUAAAAAUUGCUGUGGAAGUGGAAGAAAGUAUUUAUUGAUGGUGUGCAAUAAUCAAAGAAUGUAAAGGAAGUAUCAGGAUUUCAGAGAAGUAAAAGGUCAAAUAUAAGUACCAAAAAGUGACCCCAUUUCAUUUGAGACUCCUUUUUGCAGAUCUAUUGUAUGUAGUCUGUUCAUCAAUUUUUAGAAUUGUGAAAUAAUGAUUUUCAUAUUCUCUGCCUAAGCAUCCCACAUAGGAAAAUGCACUUUGUUACUGUCCCACAAAGAAAUGGGGUUCAAGAAUCCAUUCUUCCAUGUUGGUUUUGUUUCCUGAAUUUUGUUAGUUUUAAAUGUCUGUUGGCUGAAUUAUAAAAUUCAGAGGUCAAACUGCUAACUGAGGCAAGUAUGCUUUGAAACCACAGAAUCUGCAAUGUCAUGAAAUCUAUAGAAGUGGUUGUCCAACUCCAAAGUGGAUAUGUUUAGGAGCUAUUGUUGCACUCACUAGUUUGUCUGUUAUUCUUGAUAUCUUGUCAUAAUAAAGCUGUAGCUAACAAAACACAAGAGUUACACCACCAGUGCUCCCUUUUUAUUUUUUCUGUUGUUAUUUUGGCCUGGCAGAACAUAGCAAAUCUACUUCCCAACUAAUUAUUAUGUAUCAGAGGAGAAAAUGAUUUUAAGUUCUUUUCUAUCUCCAAUUAAAAAGGAAUCAAUGUUUUUAUUGCCAGGAAUGACAGAAGUGUUCUGUUACACCUGUAGGUUAUUGUAACCUGAAGACCAUACAGUACAUACUUUUUAACUAGAUCUAAACUUGAUUGUUUUCAGGACAAAAAUGAAGCUAUCUAACAGUGUAUAUCUUUUAAUGAAAAUAAUUGCUAUCAAACCAUGUUGGCCUCUAACGCUAUAACUUUGUAAGUCGGUUACUGAAAGAUAGAAGCAUGCAUGACAUGUUAUACUUAGCUGAAAGUGAAAUGGUACAAGAUAAAAAAAAGGGCAUUUUUAUGAAAUCUAGUCUUGAGUGUGCUCCCUUUUUUUCUUUUCUUUUUUUAAAGUUUGAAUGAAUGAUUUCAGAAGUACAAAUACUAUAUAAAGUUCUUCAGAGCCACAUAGAAAGCAGUCUGUAAGCUGUAUUUUAAGUGUCAGGUUCAUCACUUAAAAAUGUUAAUAGUUUCCUGCUUUAUGCCAAAUUUAUAUACAGUAGUAACAAAUAUUGUAAUAUGUUGAAUGUAUCUGAGACUAAAAUAUUUUGUCAUUUUGUGUGUAAAUGUUUCAUCUUUUUUAUCACAGAUUUCUCUUGUGUAGUUUUGUCUAGACACCUUGUAUUUGUUAAAAUUACUACUCCUUAUUUGUGUGAACUUGUAAAUAUUGUGCAUUUGUCUGAGAGAGAAAGAGAGAGAGAGAAGCAGCAGGAGAAUUGUCUCUAUAAUGAAAACCCUAUCAUUGUU